GGCAGCCUUGUUUCACUGCCGUGAACAAACCUACCGCGACUACCGGGUAUUUGACUCCCAAGCGCACGGCUGCCAGUCCUCCCUUGACCGAAGAUUUACCACGAGACCGAAAUCCUGCAAUUGCCGAAUAUCUCCAUCUUGGAGUGGAUGAAGAGCCGUCCUCAUCAUUCACUAUAGCGGCUAACUUUGCAUCUCCGAGAGCCUCGCGUCGUAAACGGAAGCGGCCGGACGUUAGUCACGCUGUCGAUGAAAAAGAGAACAACAAUGGAGACUCUCGGCGUCCAGCAGCCUCACCUCAUCGGGUUGGCAAUGAGCCAAUACAACCUGCACCGAGUAUUUCGGCCGACUCCAUUGACCUCUUCAAUGCUGCUUCGUAUCGGAGACGGUACUCUCCUGUGACGCCAAGUGAUGACCCAAUCCAGAGUAUGAAUGGAAUUAACACUACCGGGGUGGAUGAUGCUGUUCGUCUUACCUUAGAAGAACUGCCUUAUGAAGUCCAUGAGGAUGACAAUGCCUUUUACGAUGAUCUAGAAGAUAUUAUAUCCAUCAUCGACGAUGAAUGCCCGGCUAACCAAUUGUGUCUUCAUGCGGACCUCCCUUACCGUGAGCAUAGCUCUGACGAAUUCUCCGACGACGACAAUGUUUUUGACUCGAUCUUGGAGUCGAUAGACCUCGACAAUGGUGGCGAUUGCUACCUUAUCGGAAAUACAAGCACUCCAGAAACCCCGGCGCAAGAUGUACCAUCUAUGUCACCAAGUGCGGAUGCCACUACAAUCUCGCCAAAGGCUCGAAUCUCGCAGAAAUUCAUCUCCCCACUGAUCAAGUCCUCAGAGAUGCCCCAGAAGCAGGAAACCUCCCAGUUUGACCGGCAACCUAUCGUCAGACCUCCUUUCCCCAAUAAAGCAAGGGACCGUUCACCAAUCGUCGGUCUCUCCCCUGCUCAUGUACUGCGGACGUGUUUCCGUGUCGGUGAAGCUAUCAAAGUUGGUCGCGAUGCUGUUAAAAAUGAGAAGGACGUUCUGAUUGAGAUGUACGCAAGAGUGGCAAGCUCAUCAAGGACUGAAACCAAACAGUCAUUUGAAUUCCGUGACCUGUUCCAUGACAAGCCACCUCAUAUCAUGGGAGAGUACCACGCUGCAAUAUGGAAAUCAGUCAAACUUUACAACGUAGACAGUGCUCGACUUCUCAAGGGUAAUAAGAUGUGCCGCUGCAUCGGACAGAUGAAACGAGACAUGGAUGGAUACAAACUACUGAUCUUGAACAUUUGGGAGGUAAGUACAUCCAACCAGUUUCUCUACCAUCUGCUAAGCUAUCAAAGUGUACAUGGGAAGAUAUUGAAUGGGUCGAGGGUAUUCUGUGCGCAUAGGCGUUCAACAUAGGCAAGUG
This is a messenger RNA of Aaosphaeria arxii CBS 175.79, 1386 nucleotides long. RefSeq lists its product as uncharacterized. NCBI's taxonomy places the organism in Eukaryota, Fungi, Ascomycota, Dothideomycetes, Pleosporales. Bases 426 to 1379 code for a protein of 317 amino acids. The record is from RefSeq and is a predicted model, not a curated record. The transcript has a single exon.